AUGUCUAAUUCUCUCUCCUUAUCUAGCACAUUAAUUUCUGACCUCGACACGAACUCGUUAUCAACUGGGCCGUGCAGGGUGAAUCAUGGAAGAGUAAUUCACCCCCUAAACUGGAACACCCGUCAAAUCCAAGGGUACCGGGCAGAGGUGGUAGAUUACUCCAACUAUGUUAGCUCAGUACGUGGUGAACCUAUGGCGGAUACAUCGGAGUCUCUGCUUGAUGAUCUGGUACUUCAGAAGGAUAUCGAUUCUCUAUGGUAUUGGGCCAAGGAAAAUAAUAGGGAUGAAAUGGAGAAUCAUCUGGAUAAAGCCUUCAAGAACCUCAUCAAGACCAUUGAGUUCCAAUUGAAACAGAAAAUCUUCAUUUGGUACACCAAGAGAAGCACCCGUGAAGGAAAUGUCACUUUUAUCAACCUCCUCAUUGGAGGGAAAUCACUAGCCCUAAACCCGCAAAUCUUAAUUUCCACCGAGAGAAUGCCUUUCCUUAUUUACAACAGUUUGCUUUACAACACAGAACUGCGUGGAAUGUUUAGGGAUAUUUCCUGGAAUAUCAAAGAAAUAAAUGAUCGGAAGGAUCCAAGGAAGUGGGGGGCCAUCGAUGGUUAUAAUCUCGCCUGUCUCAUCGCUCUAGCCCAAGUACAAGAGGGUCAGGUGAUUAAGGCUGCGCGUGCACAUGGUCUUUCUUUGGACACCCACCAAGAGUAUAAAGUUCACUUAGUCACCCCUGCCACACCACAAAUCGGCCUUCUCCUAUUCAGUGCCACCAUCAGCUCAAGGUACCUGGCUGCUUUUUUGUCCUCUUCCUUGGAUAGAUUUGAUAAAGAUCUUGUCAUCAGAAAAGAAUUUUUUGAUCUUUCCCCUACAAGAAUUCAAGAGAAGCGGCGGAAUCUGAUCUCCAGAUUUGCGGGUAUUAUGGAAGCCGCGUAUAUGAACCAUAAAAUCCUUGGCCUCUUGAAUAAUUCAAGAAACACCGUCGCCCAAGGAACGCCUGUCCCGACAGCUCAGCGACGCCCCGACGGAAUUCUCAAAUACAAUCAUGCGGGAGGGGCUGAAUCUGCCAAUCAGGUACGGAAGAAGAACAGGGUUGCGUUUCCUCCUGGAGUGAAGUUGGGAUAA
Morchella importuna is the source of this 1116-nucleotide messenger RNA. RefSeq lists its product as uncharacterized. Lineage: Eukaryota; Fungi; Ascomycota; Pezizomycetes; Pezizales; Morchellaceae. The coding region runs from base 1 to 1116 and encodes 371 amino acids. The transcript is spliced from 3 exons. The record is from RefSeq and is a predicted model, not a curated record.